AUGCUGGCCGUGGGAAUGGAAUUCUCUGGACUCAUUCUUCAUUUACGGGGCUUUUUCUUCCCCAGAUCCUACUCCACUCCAGGACUAUGCCAAUCUGCGGCCAUGCUCCCACCAGCUGGUCACCUCCUGUCCCUGCUGCUGGUGAUAGGAACAGGGGGGACUGUGCCCAGCCCCCGGCUGUCUCCCCAGGGCUGCUACGUGGCAGAAGAAGCUGGGGAGCGGACAUUCCGCUGCAGCCAGGCAGGCCUGAGGGCUGUGCCCACCGGCAUCCCUAACGACACCCGCAAGCUCUACCUGGACGCCAACCGGCUGGCGUCCGUGCCGGCUGGGGCCUUCCAGCACCUGCCUGUCCUGGAGGAGCUGGAUCUAUCCCAUAAUGUCCUUGCCCACGUCUCAGGGGCCGCUUUCCAGGGCCUGGCGGGCACGCUGCGCCACCUCGACCUCUCUGCCAACCAGCUGGCCUCGGUGCCCGUGGAGGCCUUUGCGGGGCUGCAGAUCCAAGUGAACCUGUCUGCCAACCCGUGGCGCUGCGACUGUGCCCUGCAGGAGGUGCUUCGGCGGGUGAGGCUGGCACCAGGCACUGAGACGGGCAUCGUCUGUGGCCCGGGAGCCCGAUCAGACCUCGUGGGGCAGGAGUUCCUGCCGCUGGUCGAGGAGGAAGAGCUGUGUGGGACGGGGCGGGGCGGGGCCCGGCACAGCACCGACGUGGCCCUGCUGGUCACCAUGGGGGGCUGGCUGGUGCUGGUGGUGGCUUAUCUGGCCCAGUACGUGUGGGAGAACCGGGAUGGGACCCGACGUCCCCUCAAGCGGGCCCCCGUGCCGCCUGUGCCCUCUGAGGGCUCCUCUACCCUCAGCACCGUGGUCUGAUGACCAGGGCUACUCUUCCGACCCUGCACCCCACACCCCUGCUCCUAUGCCCUCUCCUCUCCUCCCACCCCCUCUGCCUCCUCUGCAGCCCCUUCCCACCGCCCAAUUCCACCUCCUUCCUCCUCUGUCUCCCCGGAACACCUGAUCUCUCUCACUCCUCCAGCACCCCCCAAUUCCACCUCCCUCCUCCUCUGUCUCCCCGGAACACCUGAUCUCUCUCACUCCACCAGCACCAUCUUUGGUGCCUGGGAGCUUUGAUGCCGACUCUGGGUCUGGGUUGUGCUAGAUUCAGAGACCCAGAGCUUCUGAGUCCACAGUGAUGGGGGGACCCCAGAACAGAGAACGAUGGAAGAUGGUCACGUAUGCCAACUUGGAGGUAGGAGCAGGCAGCUUGAGAGCGUGGCGGAGAUGAUCUCAAAGGCUGCGCCGUAUGGAUGUUUGAACUGACUCUGCGAGAAUGUGGGGGGCUUUGGGCAGAAGAGGGAGGCCCCCAGCUGAAAGACGGUGGACCAAGACGAAGAAGAUGUAAAACAACUUCGAAUGUCUGAGCAGCGGCAAGACAUAUCUGGGGGCUGGAGAAGAGGGCGCAUAGAGGGGCAAGGGGAUGGCGGGACCAAGCUGGCAGUGAGGUCAGAAAGGACCCCGUGGGCUCUUCCUCUCUUCUCCCGCGCCUCUGCCAAAAAGCUCCCCUCCCCGCCCCCUGCCCCAUGCUUCUUGCCUUUCUCACAGCCCCAGGCUCUUCUCCCUGUACCUUCUAUUGUGACCCCCUGGCUUAGGGCUCCCUGCUUCCUUUUCCAGAGAUUCCCUAUCUCUCUGCUCUCUCCUUUUUACCCAGAAGGGCUUCCUGAACCCCUUCCCUUGGGGGAGAAGAACUUUCUGCUCUGCCUGAGCUGGGGAUGGGUCACUAGAGAGCUGGAAGGGAGGUGGGGAGGUUUCCCAUCCCCAGAACAUCACUGGACAAUCCAAUAA
Molecule: messenger RNA, 1836 nt
Organism: Lagenorhynchus albirostris (white-beaked dolphin)
Lineage: Eukaryota; Metazoa; Chordata; Mammalia; Artiodactyla; Delphinidae
Gene: LRRC3C
Product: leucine rich repeat containing 3C
Exons: 1
Coding region: 1-867 (288 amino acids)
Molecular function (GO): protein binding
Source: RefSeq, a predicted model, not a curated record